AUGACUCUCAAAUAUCGCCCUAGUGGUCCUCAGUGCCAGCAAGUCUGGCUCACAGUCACUAUUGUCAUCCUCUGUACCCAGCUACAAGUAGCUGAGAUGACACGAAAGGUCAAAUCAGUGAUGGCAGGCACAAGCUUCAAGGAAGCAACAUUCAAUGAAGCUGCAAAAUAUAUUGAGAGCUUGAGGACAGUUGGGCCUGUGAAGACUGGGGCUCAUUGUAAGAAUAAAUGGGCAAUGGCUGUCAUUGAGACAAUGAGCGCAGGGCCAACAUUGAGGGGCCUGCUGCUGAAGCUGUAUGGGAGGACCCAACUUCCCCAUGAAGAGUUUCAAAAACUGUGGCUGGCCAUACCAUUCCAAGAUAGAAGAAAUUCUGCCCCACCACAGCUCUGCAUGAGUACUAGCAGCACACCUUACAGCACUGACAACAGUAUGUCAGAUGUCAAUUAUGAUGGCAAUCCCAAUGACAGUGGCAUUGGUGCCAUGUACCAGCAUCAUUUUAUUCACCUCAUUCCUAGCAUGGCCUGGCUGGAGAUCAGUUGGGGUGUUCCCCCUCCCCCCAAUCCUGCAUUUGAAGAUUAUGGCAGCUCUACAAUGGCAGCCCCUCCUACUAUGUUUUCCCACACUUCUACCUCUGCCUUGUCUGCCCCCACUAUGUCUGCCCCUUCUAAGUCUCUCCCUGCUAUGUUUGCACCUAUGUCUGCACCUAUGCCUGCCCCCCCUAUGCCUGCACCUAUGUCUGCCCCCCCUAUGUCUACACCCAUAUCUGCCCCCACUAAGUCUGCACCCAUGUCCUCAGGCUUGAGCGCUGGCAACUCCCCCUUUGACCACCUACACUUCGGUCUCACAAUUGACGAGGCUGGAAUCAGAGAAGAAGCCAAGGCUGUCAACAAUGAGUGGCAAGACACACCGCUGUGUUGA
Suillus subaureus is the source of this 918-nucleotide messenger RNA. RefSeq lists its product as uncharacterized. The record is from RefSeq and is a predicted model, not a curated record. The coding region runs from base 1 to 918 and encodes 305 amino acids. The transcript has 6 exons. NCBI's taxonomy places the organism in Eukaryota, Fungi, Basidiomycota, Agaricomycetes, Boletales, Suillaceae.